CGGGCAACGCCGUGGAGCAAAGCGAGCAGACACCGCGCGGCCAAACUGAACUGUCAAGCUGCAGCAGGAGUCCUCUGCAGAGUACCAACCAGCUCGACAGAGACACCCGGAAGGCACCAAAGUCAAUUUUUGAGAGAGCAGCAUGAAUCGUUUUAAGACCUCCAAAUUCAAAAACACCACUCCGAAAAUUGCCAAGAAAGACGGAUGGAUCAACAAUGUCCGCGCCGGUUCCUUCUCCUGCCAGGGGAACCACAUCAAAGCGAGCUCCAAGCUGGUGGCUUUCAAUACGGAGCAGGCUGGUGGAGGAAUGCUGGGCCUGUCCUCAGUCAAACCGGGUUCCGAUGGCCAAUGGACAGUCACGCAGAUUUCCUGCCAUUCUGAUCUGAUGACUGAUAUGGACUUUUCUCCUUUUGAUGAAAGUCUCCUGGCGACGUGCUCUAGAGAUGAAACGGUGAAGCUGUGGCGUUUGUGUGAUCCGGAGCUGCAGCAGCCCAGCGGUCCGGAGCUGACCUUGCGUCCGGGUCAGGGCAGGCUGGAGCUGGUGCUUUUCCACCCGACCUCCUCUGGCUUGCUGGCUGUGGGUGCUACCAAGUCGCCCCUGAUUUGGGACACAAGCCGCGAGGAUACACCACUAGCAGUUCUGGAGCAGCACGGUGACCAGCUGCAGAGUCUGAGCUGGAAACGGGACGGCUCCCUGCUGGCUUCCUCCUGCAAGGACAAGAUGCUGCGAGUGUUUGACCCCAGAGCCCAGCUGACACCUGUUCAGAGUGCCAAGAGCCUUCAGAACAACAAGGAUUCACGCAUCCUGUGGGCCAAAGACGACCAUUUACUCACCACUGGCUUUGAUAUGAUGCGUAGUCGGGAGGUGAGGCUUUGGGACAGCAGGAAGCUGAGCUCUUCGGUCAGCUCGGCGUCACUCGGCACCUCCAGCGGGAUGGUGAUCCCUCUGUAUGAUGAUGACACUGGUCUCCUCAUACUGGCUGGCAUGGGAGACACUGCCAUUGAUUGCUUCGAGGUGUCUGCGUCUGAGCCUCACUUCUCACAAGUGAGCCACUGUCUGUCCGACUUCUCAUCACGCGGAGCUGCUAUGGUACCCAAGGUGGCGUUGGACGUCCUGUCCUGCGAGGUGAUGCGUGUGCUUCAGCUGACAGACAGCUGCAUUGUGCCAAUCAGCUACCAAGUCCCUCGCAAGAAUUCAAACCAGGAGUUCCAUGAAGAUCUUUACCCAGAUACAGUGGGCACGACUCCAGCCAUGUCUGCUGAGGAGUGGUGGAAGGGAGGGAACAAGCAGGUGGAGAAAGUCAGCCUCCAGCCCGACAAACAGUCCAAACCAAAGGCUGCACCAGCAAAAAAGAAGGAGCUGGCCAGUGUGGGAAGCAAGGAGGAUCCGGCCCGCGGCUGCUCCACCUCCAGUAGUCCUCUGAGCACUCCCAGCAGCAGCAGCAGUGCUGCCCCGUCCCGCUCUCCUUCCUCCACCUCUGGUCUCUCCUCAGGCUUCCUCCCCAGCCCCAGUCCCAGCCAGAACACCAAGGCCUUCCAGAGCCUGCUGGGUCCGACCUCCAAGUUCCGUCACAUCCAGGGUGCAGUGAUGCACCGGGACACACACAUCACCAACCUGCGUGGCCUCAACCUGACCACACCGGGCGAGUCUGACGGCUUCUGUGCCAACCGUCAACGCGUGGCAGUGCCCCUCGCUAUCUCCGGGGGCCAGAUCGCCAUCUGUGAGCGCUCUCAGCCUGGCAGGCUACCUGACACAGCCCUGAACACCAUCCAAAACUCUGUUAAUGUGGUGGACUUGGCUUGGAACCCCUUUGACCCACAACGGCUUGCAGUGGCUGGUGAUGAUGCGAAGAUCCGGGUGUGGCUGGUACCAGAGGGAGGGCUGAAAGAGACCCUGACUGAGCCUGAGGUCAUCUUGCGAGGCCACACGGAGAAGAUUUACUCCAUCGUGUUCCAUCCUCUGGCCAGCGGACUCCUGGUAUCUUCAUCCUACGAUCUCACAGUCAGACUGUGGAACCUGGAGAAAGAAGAAGAGGUCAAAGUCCUCACCGGACACCAGGACCAGAUCUUUUGCAUGGCGUGGAGCCCGGAUGGCAAGCUCCUGGCCACAGUGUGCAAAGAUGGGAAAGUCCGCAUCUACGACCCUCGCAAGUCCACUGCACCUGUGCAGGAGGGCCCAGGUCCUGAGGGCCACAGGGGAGCUCGUGCGGUGUGGGUGUGUGAGGGCAAGUUCCUGUUGGUGUCAGGAUUUGACAGUCGCAGUGAGAGAAGACUUUCUCUGUACUCUGCUGACUCCCUGUCCUCCGGAAGCAUAGCCACCACCAACAUAGACACCUCUCCCUCCACACUCAUCCCUUUCUACGACCCCGACACCAGUGUGGUCAUCCUCACUGCAAAAGGUGAUACAAGAGUGCACAUUUAUGAGAUUGUCCCUGAAAGUCCGUACUUUAUGGAGUGCAGCAGUUUUAGCUCUCAUGAGCCACAUAAGGGCUUGGCCUUUCUGCCCAAGUCAGAGUGCAAUGUGCGUGAUGUGGAGAUAGCUGUGGGAAUCAUGCUCACCAAGACAACCAUAGAGCCGGUGGCCUUCAGAGUGCCACGGGUCAAGAAAGAGUUUUUCCAGGACGACCUGUACACUGACACUGCUGUCUCUUGGGAACCAGCCCUGACUGCCUCUGCCUGGCUGUCUGGCUCCAACGGCCAACACAAGAAGAUCAGCCUAAAGCCUAAAGACAUGACUCCAGUGAGUGAGGCCCCCAAAGAGGCUCCAGUGAGGAAAUAUCUGCCCUCGUCUGUUUACCUGGAGGAGAAGACUGAUGAACAGAAGAAAGAGGAGCUGCUCACUGCCAUGGUGGCUAAGUUGGGGAACAUGGACGACCCGCUGCCACAGGAUUCCUUCCAGGGGGUCGACGAGGACGAGUGGGAUGACUAGAGCGGACGCCAUCUUGCCUUUGAUUCAAUCGUGCCAACAGCAGAGAAGAGAGAACAGAUCUACUGUCAAGUCAUGUUACCAUUUGUGUGUGCAACGGUGCCACACACAGGUCCUCGGAGCUCAAUCAGCAAACAUCUCAUCCCACUGCACGCACAAAGUAAACUGUACAAGGUGAAAGUAAAAUUAUGGAGGAAAAAAAAUCACAAUAACCACCUCUGAUAUCAAUAUUUCUCACUAUAUCUGUAAAGGUUUGAAAAAUCAAAUGCCAUGUUGUCUAGUUUGGUGUCAUCAUAUCCAACUGCAUGAAAUUUGAUAUUAAAAUAAUGUUUGGUUGUAAUCCUUAAGAUUUAAGGAAUGAUUUCUGAAUUAUUUAUUUAUUUCAAAAAUCAUUCUGUGAUUAAUAUGACAUAGUGACUGCUGUGCUAUGUUAAUGUAGACUACAAAAUGAUGCAACACUAUUCAUGAUAUUUGGAAAGAAAUCCCAUCAUGCCGGAUAAAACAACCGUAAAUAUGAGAAAAUAGUCCAUUGAAAUCAUAAAUCAGGACACCUCAAACAUUUCAAGUAAACCAACGUUCUAAGUCAGGAUCAUAGCAAUAAUACUUCUUCUUCAUGUUACAUUACCAGUUAACUCUCAGUGGUUGGAACAGACCAAACAGAAUAUUUUUCUUUUUUUUAAAUGGAUGAGUAUUUUGGCACAGCCUCUUUCUUUUUGUCUGUGAUAUGCAGCCUUUGUUUAAGCAUGAUAAUACACUCAUUGGUGUCCUGAUAUAAAAAAAAAUGGCCUCCUCUUGUGCCCAGUCUUAUUUUCUGCUAAGAUGCGCAUUUACCUCCACUGUGGACCACGGCUUGCUUUUUUUUUUCUUUUUACUGGCCUGUCGUUUGAGCGUGCUCAUUCACAAUGUGUCUUUGAAGGAUGUAAUGCUGUUAAUGAUCUCAUUGCAUAAGUGAAUCUCUCGUCUUCCUGUUUGAUCAGGUAAAACACACACACGAUUACUGUAACAUGUUUAAGCCUUCCGCAGCAAAAACCACACUGAGGAUACAACAGGGUCACCAGUGAUCAUGUUUGGACAUGAACUGGGAUUUCUUAUGACAACAACAUUAAGUUCACUUUUUCUUUGUUAGCCAAUGAUAGAAUAAAAUGCCAUUUUAACAAUAAUAUGUUAUUUGUAGAAUUGGUUAAAUGUUUAUCCAUGCGGUAGUGUUCUAAUAGUCUUAUAAGUAGGGGUUAAAGGUUAAUAAAACUAAGAUGUUAUGCUUUGAAUGCCAAACCAACUCCUUUUUGGAGUUGUUGUUUUUUUCUUAAGGGGCCUUUGUAUUCUCUAAGAUGAUUAUUUCCUUUCUUUCUCUCUUUACUCUUUUGCUGGGCAACGUUUAAUCAUGAUCUUGGUUGCCAGACUGUUUGGGGAUAUUCCUCACUUAAAUGAGCUAAUUUUCUUAUCUAAUGCUAAGUAGCAGUAAGUUAUCAUGGUGUUAAUUAGCCAAUAACAGUACAGUAUUAAUGACUUACAAAACAGCCAUAACAGGUAUCAUUUAAUCUCCAAUCAGGGCUACAGCAAUAUAGUCAAUACUCAAGUCUAGAACCAUCAGUUGAACAUCGUGUUGAACAGGUGACCGGCAGGUGUCGUCUGUGUUUGUGUGAUGUACACUGUAUGUGCUUGUGAUUUCUCAAACGCCAUACUUUGUAAUAUUUGGAUUGGAUUAACUGCAUUCCAUUGUGUUGAAAAGAACUUCCUUUUUAUACACUGAGUAAAGCAUAGUUGUUGUUUUGUCUGUCGUACUUGAGGAACGGUUUGUGGAAUUUUUUCAAUAUUGUCUUGCAAUAAACACAUUUUUG
Anoplopoma fimbria (sablefish) is the source of this 4764-nucleotide messenger RNA. RefSeq names its product coronin 7 (gene coro7). The record is from RefSeq and is a predicted model, not a curated record. Bases 143 to 2929 code for a protein of 928 amino acids. Gene Ontology annotation, molecular function: protein binding. Lineage: Eukaryota; Metazoa; Chordata; Actinopteri; Perciformes; Anoplopomatidae. The transcript has 28 exons.